Messenger RNA from Linum trigynum, 2256 nucleotides. Lineage: Eukaryota; Viridiplantae; Streptophyta; Magnoliopsida; Malpighiales; Linaceae. The record is from the annotation of a GenBank genome assembly.
AUUGGAAUGGUCAGAAUUAAACAAUUGAUCUUUCCUUGAGUCUGUUCGUCACUAGAUUACUCUUCGAUUUCAUUACUUCAUACAACAGAGCAGAGGUAGGUAAGUAGCCGGCCACCGAAAUUUGACGAUUGACUACUUAUAAUAUGCUGAAAGGUGUGUUGAUAAAGGUGUAUGUUUUCCGUCGGUAAUGAUAAUACUUGCAUUAUAUUCAUUGGGUUGAGCUUCUGUGAGGAUGCGAAUUUACAAUCCAAAACUGAACUUAUACUUUGAUUCUACUAGUAAUUGCAGAUAUUAGCCUAACACAAUACAACUAUCUUCAUCGUUAAACCUAAAUAAAUGUAAGCAUUAAGAUUUUCCAUCGUAAAAAUGGAAUGCCUAGUUGGCAGUUGGCACUAUGCCAGUAGACAUUCCCCAUUGCAAAACAGUACGAUGACCUUAUCCUAGCAGAAAUGGGACAGGUGGAUACUCUUUCCCCCCUGCCUUCCUCUGUCGCUCCAUCUUCUCUCUGCUUCUUUCUUGUAAUCCAAAAGGAGUCAGAAGAACGCAUGAACUAGCGAGACAGAGUAAAAAUGCAUGCUCUGUCGUCUCUCCCAUUGCAAAUUCCAGCAGCAGCCCUUCUGACUCCCUCGAAAAAGCACCAAACUUUCGAUACUCUACUGCUUGAUCAUCGCUCGAGCUCGCCAAGGAACCGACGGCGGCUGCUGCUUCCCAAAAACCAUCAGUUCCGAACCAGCAUCUCACCAAAACCAAAACCUAGUUUCACAAAGUGCAGGUCUCAAGGGAAGCCAGAAGAAAAUGAGGUUGAGAGGCUAUUCUCCAACGUUAACCAAGUCACUUUGAAGAGAGAACCCGGAAGCUUGUCCAGUGCAAUUUUCCUCGUGGCGGGUACCACGGUGGGUGCUGGGAUUCUGGCAAUUCCUGCAGUUACCCAAGAUUCUGGAUUCUUGGCCUCUGCGGCUGCUUGCAUUGUUUGCUGGAUAUUCAUGGUUACUACAGGGUUGCUCGUUGCGGAAGUUAAUGUGAACACCAUGUGUGAAUUGGGCUCUGGUGGAGUGUCAUUGGUAUCCAUGGCCAAGCGUACCCUUGGGACAGCAGGAGUUCAAAUUGCCUGCUGGUCUUACAUAUUCAUCCAUUAUGCCCUUCUUGUGGCCUAUGUAGCUCGCUCUUCAGAUAUUAUAACAAACUUUCUCGGCAUUCCACUAUGGGAGAGUGCCGCCUUAUUCUCUUUGGGCUUGGGAAGCAUAUGCUACUUUGGAAGCCAGAGAGUCAUUGGUGCUGUUAAUGGAUCUCUUGUUGUGGGGAUUAUCAUUUCUUUCACAGGGCUAGUGGUUGUAGCAAGUGCAAACCUGCACUGGGAUGCUCUUCUAAAAGCAAAUUUUGAAGCUGUUCCAAUGAGUAUACCAAUAAUAGCACUUUCCUUUGUUUAUCAGAAUGUGGUACCUGUUAUUUGCACAAAUCUUGAAGGUAACCUGUCAAAAGUAAGGACUGCAAUCGUACUGGGCACUGCCAUUCCUCUAGGCUUGUUUCUUGUCUGGAAUGCUGUAAUCCUUGGAUCCCUUGUCAGCCAAGAAACCAGCAAUAUGGUGACUGAUCCUUUGCAGCAGCUGCGUUCUACCAAUGGAGGUGUUGGGGCAAUAGUUGAGGUCUUCUCGCUUCUCGCAAUUGCGACAUCUUAUAUUGGCUUUGUUCUCGGCCUUGCUGACUUCCUUUCUGAUUUGCUAGAACUCCCCACUGGCAAGAAUAGCGCUCUACCCUACAUUCUAACAUUGUUUCCACCGUUGGUACUAUCACUGCUAGAUCCUGAGAUAUUUUUCAAGGCCUUGGACUUUGCAGGGACAUAUGGAGUACUGGUGUUAUUUGGGAUUCUUCCUGCUGCAAUGGCUUGGUCGGAUCGUUACUCAAGCACAUCUUUGUCGAUGAAAUUGCCGGAACUUGUUCCUGGGGGGAAAGUUACUCUUUCCCUUCUCAUUGGAGGUGCAGGGUCCGUCAUUCUAUCUGAACUAGUGGAGAAACUCGGGCAUCCCAAUUAAAAAACUGCAAGCAGUUUCAUCUCUGUUUCUUCUUCUGCAAGUCCGUGUUGUGGAUUCAUUUUACUAGCAGUUGGAGAGUUUCAGGAUAUCCCUCUUGUACAUAGAUGGCCGGCCUCAAAGGGAUUGCCAAAAAGAGAGAACAGUAUAGUAUAGUAUAGUAAUAUCACAAGUGACUCCUGCUUCUUUACAUUUCUAACUGAUGUGCAAAAAAAUCUUAUCAGCCACC